Messenger RNA from Closterium sp. NIES-65, 1383 nucleotides. Lineage: Eukaryota; Viridiplantae; Streptophyta; Zygnematophyceae; Desmidiales; Closteriaceae. The record is from the annotation of a GenBank genome assembly.
AUGGACGGCGAGGAAAUCGACGGGUUUAAGAAACCCUCCGCGAACCCGGAGGAGACGGCUACGAACGGCCAAAAGGAGACUAUGGAAGGUCCUAAGGAGGGUAAAUCCGCGCCAAUGAAAUUCUCUUUAGGCAAGAUGAAAGGCUCUGCGAAGGUUUCGCGGAAGACGCAGGAGAAGAACGACGAGGAGAGCGAGCAGCGCGAGUUGAUCACCGCCGUCGAUUUCACUGGCUUGGUAGCUAAGGACGACUCCAAGUCGAAGCGCGGGCCGAAGAUCAUUUCUCCGCUAGAGGACACGUGGAAGCCGGAGAAGCGGAUGAAGAGUGUAAAUCCGGAAAUGGAGGAGAUUAUGGGAGGUCCGGAAAAUAAGUUCGAUAUGGGUACUGCGGGAUCCUUACCUGGAGGGGAAGAAAAGGUAAAAGGUGAUGGAGCAGACGAAGCUUCUGGUGGCGUUCGAUACGGUUUGACCGUCAGAUCUGCUCCGGAAAGGUUUGACGAGCGGGAUAAACGGCCAAUUAUGGAUCCUGAAACGCAGAAGCUACAGGAGGAUCUUGAUCGUCUCCCAGACGAAUCGAAUUUGGACGAUUACGAGUCGAUGCCUGUAGAGGACUUUGGAGUUGCGCUUUUGACGGGGAUGGGUUGGCAGAAAGGCAAGCCCAUUGGUCGCAACGCCAAGGGAUUGGCUGAACCUGUGGAGUUUGUUCCGAGACAGGGACGCCUGGGUCUAGGAGCUACUCCAAAGCUGCUGGAAAAUAACAAGAAGCUGAUUAAGCCCGGGGAGACCCGAGGGCCCAAGCCGGACCUGGUAGCUUCGGUCGGACCAGAUGGGAAGGUUCGGCAUGUGAAGCCGAUUUCGGAGAAGCUAGUGGAGAGGGUGAGGCCUGGGCCGGCCAAGGGGAAGGUGAUGAGGAUAGUAGAGGGACGGCAUGAGGGGUUGACAGGGGAGGUGAUGGAAGUGGUUGAAUUGGGAGAAGGGAAGGGGGUUCAGGUGAGGCUGGUGCUUGUGAGUAGUGAGGAGGUGAUUGUAGUGAAAGGGAAGGAGGUGGUGGAUAUGGGAUCGUGGGAGGAAGAACAGGCGAUGAAGAGGAUACGGGAGACAAAGACAGGGAGCGGGAUGGAGGAAGGGACAGAGAAAGAGGUUCUGAAAGGGAUAGACAACAAGGCAGGGAAAGAGAGAGGGACAGGAACAGGGAGAAUGAGCGAGAGAGGGUCAAGCAUAGUGACAGAGACAGGGACAGGGAGAGGGGGGGAGACCGUGACAGGAGAACUGACCAAGAGAAGAGCAGCAGGAAAGAAGAUAAACGAGAGCAGGCUUCUACUAGGCAACGGGCCUUACGAGAACCAUCUCUCUCAACUCCUCCUCCCAGUCGGCGACCAUGGUUAA